Gekko japonicus is the source of this 2056-nucleotide messenger RNA. RefSeq names its product UBX domain protein 4 (gene UBXN4). Lineage: Eukaryota; Metazoa; Chordata; Lepidosauria; Squamata; Gekkonidae. The record is from RefSeq and is a predicted model, not a curated record. Gene Ontology annotation, molecular function: protein binding. Bases 268 to 1860 code for a protein of 530 amino acids. The transcript is spliced from 14 exons.
GCACACUCCGUUUGCAUGACGGGCGCAUGCGUGAUACUCCAGAAGAAGGCGAAAGACGGGAGGAGUAUGAGAGAGACUCGGGACAGGGAAGUCCGAGUCAUCCCAACCAAAGCGGGGCUGACGUUUGUGACGCGCACGCGCGUCUAGAGAAACGGGCGGUUAGGCCGCGGAGGGUCCGGCGGCGGCGGAGCGGCAAUUAGGGCGCGCGUGCCAGCCAGGGCCGGCCUGUUUUUUCCAUUGUCCGCCGUGCACGGACCCGCCGCCAUCAUGCUGUGGUUCCCUGGCACCAUCCCGGCCGCCAUUGCUGCCGCGAAGCAGCGUGGCGCGGUGUUCGUGGUGUUCGUGACAGGGGAUGAUGAACAGUCCACAGAGAUGACUACCAGCUGGGAGGAUGAGAAAGUGACUGAGGCAGUGGCAGAUGGCUUUGUGGCUAUUAAAAUUGAUAUUGAAAGUGAAGCCUGCCUGCAGUUCUCACAAAUCUAUCCUGUAGUGUGUGUUCCAUCCAGUUUCUUUAUAGGAGACAAUGGAAUCCCUUUGGAAGUAAUUGCUGGCAGUGUUUCUGCAGAGGAACUUAUUACAAGAAUUAAUAAAGUCAAACAGAUGCACAUGUUAAAAAAUGAAGUAUUAGAAAGUCCUGCAUCAUGUUCAUCCUCUCUGUAUAAUGUCACAGAUGAUUCUGGAUCACAAACAUCUCAGCCUAUUGGAGCACAGCCUGAAAGCCUGCAUGUAUUUUCAGCUUCUGAAAUAAAUUCAGUCCAGACAAAUGAGCUUCCUGAGGAAAAUGACAGAAGAGCAGAACCACAGUCUCUAGAUGACCUCACUGCCAAAGUAGAAAGUUUUAUACAAAAUUCAGUCCAGACAAAUGAGCUUCCUGAGGAAAAUGACAGAAGAGCAGAACCACAGUCUCUAGAUGACCUCACUGCCAAAGUAGAAAGAGUUACAAAAAAACUUGAACAAAGACAAGAAGAGAAAAAGAAAGAAGAAGCACAGAAAGACAUCAAGAAAGAAGUUGAAAGAAGAAAAACUGGAAAAGAUAUGUUGGAAUACAAAAGAAAACAGGAAGAAGAACGGACAAAACGAAUUUUGGAAGAAAAGAACAGGGAAAAGGCUGAAGACAGAGCUGCUAGGGAACGUAUCAAACAGCAGAUUGCAUUGGAUCGUGCUGAAAGAGCCUCUCGUUAUGCAAAGGCUCAGGAAGAAGCAGAAGCUGCAAAAGCUGCUGCUCUCCAAGUACAACAGGCUGAAAUGGAAGCCAAGAAGGAAGCACUGCAGAUAGAGAGAAGUACUAUAGCGAGAAUUCAGUUCCGCCUCCCAGAUGGAUCAUCCAUUACUAAUAACUUCCCUGUAGACGCUCACUUGGAAGAGGCUCGACAGUUUGCUGCCCAGACAGUUGGCAACACGUAUGGUAAUUUCUCAUUGGCGACAAUGUUCCCCAGGAGGGAAUUUACCAAAGAUGAUUAUGGCAAAAAAUUAUCGGACUUAGAACUUGCCCCAAGCGCUUCAGUAGUAUUGUUGCCGGCAGGAAAAUCAACUACAGCAGUUGUGCAGGCUUCUGGUGGAGAUUUUUGGAAAUUUCUUGGCACAGUUCUUUACCCGUUGAUAGCGGUCUGGCGAUUUAUUAGCAACUUCUUGUUUAGCAACCCUCCUCCUUCCCAGACUUCAGAAAGACCUCAUCAGCAGGACCACUCAAAUCCUUCAUCUAGCACUACAGAGUCAAGCAGGCAAGUUGUCAGGAAACGAGUACUGGAAAAGCGGGGUGAAGAAUUCAAAAAAGAAGGCAAAAUCUAUAGACUGAGAACUCAAGAUGAUGGUGAAGAUGAUAACAAUACUUGGAAUGGAAAUUCAACUCAACAAAUGUAGUUUUACAAGUAAACAGUGCAUAGUAAUCAUUGAGGUUUUCUUUUCCCCUUAUUUGAUUUAAUUCCGUUAAACCUUCUGCUGCGCAAGUGGGCUUCUCUGGUGUGCUGCCUGAGCUCUACCUUAUUCCUACCAUGGCACAUGCAAGGUGUUAAUCCAAGAGUAAAGCUGGAUACGUGAAUGUAACUACUGCCAAAGG